Messenger RNA from Mixia osmundae IAM 14324, 949 nucleotides. RefSeq lists its product as uncharacterized. NCBI's taxonomy places the organism in Eukaryota, Fungi, Basidiomycota, Mixiomycetes, Mixiales, Mixiaceae. Bases 343 to 828 code for a protein of 161 amino acids. The transcript has 3 exons. The record is from RefSeq and is a predicted model, not a curated record.
ACGACAAGCUAUCCGCGGGCAGAUGUGCAAACUAGAUGAUUGCUAUCGCAAAAGCCUGGCCGAGUGAUGCCUUGCUUCGGACUCACUUCAACCUGUCGCUGCUUUUACGAUGAACUUGGCUAAGACGCACGGGCACAAACAUGUCUUUACACCGUUUGGACAUGAAAGCCGUCACUUUGUUUGCAAGUUUCACACCACAAGCUAGGAGUAUGAUUCUGGGCGGCGAAGUCUCAGUUAUACGACGGGGCUGUGCAAAGUGUUUCGGGAUUGAAUGACUUCGCGCGCUCUGGCUUCUCCCAACCCACCAUCAGACUUUACCAUCUUCGACUCAUCAGUCCAACCAUGUUCAGCAAAUCUCUCAAGACUAUGAUACCUGCCGCGCUCGCUCUCUGUCUUGCUACGCUCAGUUUGGGUGCAAGCAUUGACGCCCGCGAUGCCAACACGCUCGAACGUCGUCAUACUGGUCCUUACACGUGGUGUGGCCUUCAGACGGAGUACUUGCCGGGCAAAGUUCUCGGUCUUUACUUCUACCUCAAUUGGUAUACGAAUAAGUAUGUCGUCUCGCCUGGCGAAGGCAUGACAUUUGCAAACUUCGAGCCCGCUUACAUGGACCAUGGCUCUCUCAACGACGCAAAUUUUGUGUUGAAGAGCGCAAACAACUACGACGUCGAUCUUCAAGCCAAAGUCGGCAGUGAUGGCGACAUCCAAGGAAUCGCUCUCGCUAAUUUGAAAAUUGGCGAUACAACGUUCUCAAAUGUGGUUUCCCUUGGCUUCCAGUGCAGUAGCGAUCCUCAGCAGCAGAACAAGGUCACCAUUCCGCGCUACUAGGGAGUGACACCAUCAGACUCGGCUGAUAAGACCAUAUAGUCUUGUGUAACAGCCGAAGUGUUUGCAUAGUAAUCUCAACGUCGACUGCGCGGCUGCAAUUGCCGCCCUCGACUAUCUGAGA